GUUUCCAUGCAACUGUAAACAAUGAAACCGUAGGGGGUUGUUCUCUUCGUCAAACAAACUAAUCAUUUCUGUCGUCGUUAACCUUACUUAGAAAUGGCCUAUUCACAGUCGCCUAAGAAGGCCGGUAUACCACGAGAGGUUUUGAAAUGGCUGCAAAGUCUUGAUUUAACGUUUUUUCCAAAAAACGUGCGCAGAGACUUUUCCAACGGAUACCUAGUGGCAGAAAUAUGUUCCUGGUAUUUCCCAGAGGAUUUUCAUAUGCACUCCUAUGACAAUGGAACUUCCUUGGCUACCAAACAAUCAAACUGGUCCCAGAUUGAGAAAUUUCUUGUGAAGCAAAACAUCAGUCUGAUGAAGGAGAUCAUAGAUGGCACAAUCCACUGUAAACCUGGAGCUGCAGAGCUUCUUGUGCAGGAGAUUUACAGCAUUCUGACCAACAGAAGGAUCCAAACCAUACAGAAGGUGGAGCAAGGCUUCACAGACAAGGCUUACCAAGACCAGUUGCCCAUGGUGGCUCGUUCCACAGCCUCAGUGGCCAUAAAGAGCAACUUGAGACUCAGUGAGGUUAUAGCUGAACCAAACAUCAUCAUCAACCAGUGCAAGGUCCUUGCAAUCAUACACAGGCACAUAGAACAGAGAAAAGAGGAGAGAACCCAAGACCCAAAACGAUUCGAUGUUAAGCCCACUCUUGGAGAACAGGCUGUCAGAUUGUCUCCACUGUUAGCCCACAAGAGCGAGCCAAACCUGCUGAUGAACACCAGUCAAGCAGCUUGUUAAGUGCCUGGCCCUGGAUUCCCAACAGAAGGAUGAGAUAUACGUUCAGUGGCGUCUGGAUUCAGAAGCAAAUGCUUUGCCGAUAUUGGAGGCAAAUAAUGAGACUGUUUAAGGUAGAUGUCCAAUGAAGGUCUUCAAAGUACAUUCAAAAUGAGGCCCUAUAUAUCUGAGCACAAGAUUCAUUCCCACAAUAAAAGAAAGUCUAAGAAGCAUACA
Messenger RNA from Rhinichthys klamathensis goyatoka, 990 nucleotides. It is a transcript of the gene spata4, whose product is annotated as spermatogenesis associated 4. Gene Ontology annotation, cellular component: axoneme. The record is from RefSeq and is a predicted model, not a curated record. The transcript is spliced from 6 exons. Gene Ontology annotation, molecular function: microtubule binding. The coding region runs from base 94 to 777 and encodes 227 amino acids. Gene Ontology annotation, biological process: regulation of cytoskeleton organization. NCBI's taxonomy places the organism in Eukaryota, Metazoa, Chordata, Actinopteri, Cypriniformes, Leuciscidae.